Molecule: messenger RNA, 950 nt
Organism: Ipomoea triloba (trilobed morning glory)
Lineage: Eukaryota; Viridiplantae; Streptophyta; Magnoliopsida; Solanales; Convolvulaceae
Product: glycine cleavage system H protein 2, mitochondrial
Exons: 4
Coding region: 191-655 (154 amino acids)
Biological process (GO): protein lipoylation; glycine decarboxylation via glycine cleavage system
Cellular component (GO): glycine cleavage complex; cytoplasm; mitochondrion
Source: RefSeq, a predicted model, not a curated record
AAAGUAUUCAAGUGCAGAGUUGACGGAAUAUUCAACAUUUCAACAUCACUCCAAACUCACCAACUUCCUGUUGAUUGCUGAAAGGAGGGUUUGUUGGCACAUCGAUCUGCGAGUCGAGUUGUAGCCCUUCAGGAACAAAGGGCGGCGAGCUUUUUUUCUGUGUGUACUCGAAGCGGCGGUGUGAGUAAAGAUGGCUAUGCGGGUUUGGGCUUCAAGGGCUGCUUCUUACCUUAGGAUCUCGGCCUUCCCCAGAGGCUUUGCUACUGUUGUCAAGGAUUUAAAGUAUGCAGACACCCAUGAAUGGGUUAAAGUUGAUGGUAGUUCUGCCACUGUUGGCAUCACCCAUCAUGCUCAGGAUCAUCUAGGCGAUGUUGUCUUUGUUGAGUUACCGGAAGUUGGGGUUGACGUGAAACAGGGCUGCAGUUUUGGUGCUGUUGAAAGUGUUAAGGCGACCAGUGAUGUCAAUUCUCCUGUUUCUGGCAAGGUGGUUGCAGUUAAUGAGAAACUCAACGACUCCCCUGGUCUGGUUAACGGGAGCCCGUAUGAAGAUGGGUGGAUCAUGAAGGUGGAGGUAAGCGAUGCAAAGGAACUGAGUUCCUUGAUGGAUGCCGACAAGUAUUUGAAGUUUUGUGAAGAAGAAGAUGCAAAGCAUUGAGGGGUUGCUUUGCUUCACAGUACAAAGCUGAUGACAAGAAAAAAGUUGUUAAAACUUUCCAAACUUAAGGUUCCUUCCAAUGGCUGCCACCAUAGGUGUUUUUAGGUUUAUUGGUUUUGGUUGCUGAGUUGUCAUUGGUAUGGUGUUGCACAACACAUUGCAAUCAAAUUGUGCACUACUUUGAUGGUUUGAUUUUUAAGUUGAUAAUAAUCUUUCUUUGAAGAGAAUAUUCAGAACAUUAUUUAUCUGUGUGUCAGCAAGUUUCAAAUCACAUAUGAUGUUACCCAGAAGAAAA